Amorphotheca resinae ATCC 22711 is the source of this 417-nucleotide messenger RNA. RefSeq lists its product as hypothetical. NCBI's taxonomy places the organism in Eukaryota, Fungi, Ascomycota, Leotiomycetes, Helotiales, Amorphothecaceae. Gene Ontology annotation, biological process: proton motive force-driven ATP synthesis. The transcript has 3 exons. Bases 139 to 417 code for a protein of 92 amino acids. Gene Ontology annotation, molecular function: proton transmembrane transporter activity. The record is from RefSeq and is a predicted model, not a curated record.
CUUCUCAAUAUCCACGACGACCCACGUCCGCUGCCAUCCUUGCGAUAGCAUCUCAAUUGAUACCAAUUGCUGUAUCGCACUCCACCCGAUCAUCCUCCUUCCGUCGACUCCGUGUCAAGGUCGACCGCCAACUGUCCAAUGGCUUCGACGGGGCUUAACGUCGCCCGCUACUCAGCGCUGGGUUUCGGCAUCAUCUACGGACUCUACCACCAAGCACAACUCUCAUCCGCUGCGAAGCUAGCUGCGUUAGACAGAGAAUAUCAACACAAGCAAAGCUUGAUUGAGAAGGCGAAGGCGGAAUACUCAAAAAAGAGCCAGCAAUCGAACCCAAAGACGGGGAGUGUUGUAUCAGACCCUGAAGAUUCGCAAUUCGAUUUGGAGGCAUUCUUGAACUCGGUUGCCGCGGAAAGCAAGUAG